GGCGCAGCGCGGUGAGGGCGCGCGCGGGCGGGCGGGGGCGCAGCCGGCACCAUGUCCAUGCUGCCCACCUUCGGCUUCACGCAGGAGCAAGUGGCGUGCGUGUGCGAGGUGCUGCAGCAGGGCGGCAACAUCGAGCGGCUGGGCCGCUUCCUGUGGUCGCUGCCCGCCUGCGAGCACCUCCACAAGAAUGAGAGCGUGCUCAAGGCCAAGGCGGUGGUGGCCUUCCACCGCGGCAACUUCCGCGAGCUCUACAAGAUCCUGGAGAGCCACCAGUUCUCGCCGCACAACCACGCCAAGCUGCAGCAGCUGUGGCUCAAGGCGCACUACAUCGAGGCGGAGAAGCUGCGCGGCCGGCCCCUGGGCGCCGUGGGCAAGUACCGCGUGCGCCGCAAGUUUCCGCUGCCGCGCUCCAUCUGGGACGGCGAGGAGACCAGCUACUGCUUCAAGGAGAAGAGUCGCAGCGUGCUGCGCGAGUGGUACGCGCACAACCCCUACCCCUCCCCGCGCGAGAAGCGCGAGCUGGCCGAGGCCACGGGCCUCACCACCACGCAGGUCAGCAACUGGUUCAAGAACCGGCGGCAGCGCGACCGGGCAGCCGAGGCCAAAGAAAGGUACGAGGAGAACAGUGAAAACUCCAACUCCAACAGCCACAACCCGCUGGCUGCGUCGCUGAACGGCAGCGGCAAGUCGGUGCUAGGCAGCUCGGAGGACGAGAAGACGCCGUCGGGGACGCCGGACCACUCGUCGUCCAGCCCCGCGCUGCUGCUCAGCCCGCCGCCGCCGCCCGGGCUGCCGUCCCUGCACAGCCUGGGCCACCCUCCGGGCCCCAGCGCCGUGCCCGUGCCCGUGCCGGGCGCAGGCGGCGCGGACCCGCUGCAGCACCACCACGGCCUGCAGGACUCCAUCCUCAACCCCAUGUCGGCCAACCUCGUGGACCUGGGCUCCUAGAGCCCCGCGGCCUCGCGCGCUGGCCUUCGCGGCGUGGCGCUGGGGACCCGAGAGGCGGUGUCGGGAGGGCGCCCCACCAGGUACUGAGAGACCCGCGCGCUGCCCAGCAGAACCGCCGGCCCGGGCAGGGUGGACGGCGCCUUGGUCUGGUCUGUGUCCGGGAUUGGCUUCCAACAAGUUGCUCCUGGGAUCCCUCGGAGGCCUGGGACCGGGCCUUGAACCGGGGAAGGGAAUAAAUUAUACACCGUUCUCACACUCUCUCUCUCCCGACCUUCUCACCCCUUCUUUCCUGUUCCUUCCCUCUCCUUGCCUCCCUUGCUCUUUUUUUCCAGGCCCUUCCCUUCCAUCUCUCUUAUCCUGUCUCCCUCCUUCUUGCUUUCCCCGGUUUCCCGACCCUUUGUAUUUCUGGCUUGUCACCCCUCACCACUUUUCCUUUUCUCUAUUUCUGUUUUUCCGUCUCUCCUCUGGCAGCCCCUUGCGCUCCUGGCCCUCGGGUCUGUACCCCCUCAGCCUUCCUCCUCCCCUCUGGACACCGAUUUGCGUCCUCCGGCCUCACUUUCAGGGGUGGACGCGGCAGGGGGGAGAGCAGAGGAACCAGGCCUUCCCCAGAGGCCCUCCCCGGGGUUCAGCGGGGCUGCAGGUGUCAGCUGUGCGCCUAGCGACUUAAGCGAAAGAGAAAGGACCACGCACGGCGCACUUGCCUCUCUUUCUCUCUGUGAGGCCAUGCUCUCUCCUCUUCCUCCCGGGACUGUGGCGACAGUGCUCCCGGCAGAGUGUGCCUCCCCAGCCGCGGACUUGCCGUCUCCCUGUCAUGCCCUCAUGUGAAUGUUCUUCGGGAAAUAUUUCUGCUUUUAUUUUAUAAUAAAAUUAGAAAUCAUAAAUAUA
Molecule: messenger RNA, 1833 nt
Organism: Canis lupus familiaris (dog)
Lineage: Eukaryota; Metazoa; Chordata; Mammalia; Carnivora; Canidae
Gene: SIX2
Product: SIX homeobox 2
Exons: 2
Coding region: 52-948 (298 amino acids)
Biological process (GO): kidney development; regulation of transcription by RNA polymerase II
Cellular component (GO): transcription regulator complex; nucleus
Molecular function (GO): DNA-binding transcription factor activity, RNA polymerase II-specific; RNA polymerase II cis-regulatory region sequence-specific DNA binding
Source: RefSeq, a predicted model, not a curated record